AUGGAUGAUCAUAGCACUGACUAUGAGAUGGACGACCAUUACACCGAUGGCGAAGAAGAUGAAGUGCAGUAUGUUUAUCCAGAUGGAGAAGAAGAAGAUAGUGAUGAUGACGGGCUAGGAGAUGACUAUGAUGGAGAGGGAGAUGGGAUGUUUCAUAGCCUUGAUGAAGAUGAGGAUCAUGAAGGAGUAGAAGACGAUAUAGAUGAAGAAAUAGAUGGAGAUGGCUUUGAUGUUGAAGGUGCCAUACCGGCUGCUUUCGGAGGAAGAAGGGUCCGAGUGGCAACUCAGCCAGCGAUGAAUUUACAGGAACUUUUGGGAACUUUAUCUCAACACAUGGGUCAAGCACAACAAAAUAGACGUAAUACCACCAAUGCAGGGGAUACAUCUACACCACCAGCAAAUGCAACCUUUUCUGAUUUCAUCAGUAUGUUCAGUAGCCGUAUGGCGAGGGAAGGAGGAACAGGAUCCAGAAACUCUAGAAUGGUAAAACUGGUGGAAAAUAUUGCCAAUGCUUCAGAAGAUAGUUAUAUUGCCAUGGAAAGUUUGAGAGAGAUAUCAGAGAAUCUUUUGAUGACAAAUCAGCUACUGUUAGACAGAAUUAUACCGAUGGAUGAGCUACUUGUUGCUGUGAUUGAUAUAUUAAAAGAUCCAAUGCUAUCACAAGAAUCUGAACUUCAAGUACAGGCCUGUAGAUGUCUACACAACCUUUAUGAGGUCAAUAUUGAUAGCAUGUCUUCAUCGGUUGAUCAAAAUAUCAUUCAGAUAUUACAAGAUAAGCUACAGCAAAUUGAUUUUAUUGACCUUGCAGAACAGGUUUUAGAGACAUUAGAAUACCUAUCGCGGAUUCAAGGAAAAGAUAUUUGCCGAAACGGUGAAAUGAGUAUAUACAUCAGAUACUAUGAUUUUUUUACUGUUCAUGCUCAAAGAAAAGCGGUAUACAUAGUCACUAAUGCACUAACUAAUGCUAUUGAAGCUGACUUUGUAAACAUUAAGGAGGUGUUUCCUUCAUUAACUCAAAUAUUCAUGAACACCAAUGAUUCAAAUGUUAUAAGUCAUAUUCUGAACGCUUAUACUGGUGUUUGUAGAAAUAUUAAAAAUUCUGAUCAACUAGUUUCACUGUUUUUGCCUAGUCUUUUUGAUAAAAUCCUACAAAUUCUAUCCAAUGUUGACAGCCAACUUGAAGAUAAAUUGAAAUGCAUAAAUAUCAUGACCUUGUUAGUAUCUCAGUGCCUGGAUCUUAAGAGACACUUUUUAAGAAGAGAGGAGCCCGUUCAAGACAUUAUGCUUUGCCUAAACGUUUAUGCUAAGAAUAACUCUACAAAGAUUAAUGACAAGCUUAUGUUUGUUCCAAAGAAGUUGCUUCUUAGUGUCACUAGAUUUAUAACAGCUCUACUUCCUUCUGAAGAAGAUAGUUUACUCUCCAAUAAUGUUUUAACAGAGGUAGAAAUAGACGGAAGCAACAUAUAUCUGGACAGAAUAUUUAAGGACUUGACACCUUUGCUAAUAGAGCUCUACGGAAAUACAACCGAUUUUGAGAUGAAGGAAUAUGUUCUUGUUUGUAUGGCAAGAAUAUCAACUCAUACAAAACAAACAGAUGUUCAAAAGUUGUGUAAACAUCUCCUUCCAUGUUUAGCUUCUAUUUUGUCACAUAUUCAAAACAAUGAUCUAUUAGCUACUUCAUUGGACAAUAUAAUAAGCGAUAAGCAAAUGGAACAAUGGAUCUUAUGCACGGCUACAUUAAGCAUAUUGAGGAUAUUACUCAACAAAUUUGGUGAUGUUGUUGCAAAUUCAAUGAAAAGAGAAGGCAUAAAUAUUAUGAUAAAUUCAAUAUCUGAGAAAGUGAAAGAAUUUACAGGUCUUAACUUACGUUCAAUUGAAUUGAAACAUGUAUCACACGACAACAACGAAGAUGAGAGUAGUGAUAGUGAUAGCGCAAAUAAUGAAGACAACUACGAUAUUUCUGUUCCCGACUACGUAAAACCUAAAGCGAUCAAGUUUAACCUUUUGUCUUAUCCAUCACCAGAAAAAACACUCAAAUACUUGGAACUAUAUUGCGACGAACUUACUGAUAUUGCACCGUUAUAUAGAACCAAUUCAAAUGAAGAGUUAGAUUCCAUCAAACAAACAAUCAAUUUUAUGGCAGAUAUUGAAGUUGAAACAUUUGAUGCUGAAAAAUGUGAUAAAUUGUGGAGAAUGCUCUAUUCAAAUAUUUUUGGAAACGAUGAAGAACUAUCCGGAUUUGAAAUGAUUUCAACAGGGUUGGGAAAAGCAGUUGCUACACUUUUAGAGCAGUUAAGUAACAAUUACCAGAUUAGAAAAUCAUUUGAAAAAAUUUUCAGCUCCAAAGCCAUUAACCUUGUGACUUUACUACAAAGUACACUCAAUAGGGUUGAGAAUUUCCCUAUUAUUGAUAGUGGCAUCUCUGGCGAGAGUGGUGUUUCAUUAUUAACCAAAUUACUCAAGCUAGAAUUGGUAAUAGAUGAGAAUUUAGAGGAAUUAGGUUUACCCAAGAAUUUGGAAACUACAAACGUACAAAUUCAUUGUAUUGCAACAUAUACAAACUUAAAGGAUUUUAUAAAACAGAGAUUUUUAAAAGUUCAAUUUCUUGAUAACCUACUUCCAAAUUCUUCAAUAAGGAAUAACGAAUCUAAUCCGAAUAGUGCGGAUGCAUUAGAUUCUUUACUAAAGGAAAAAAACAUGGAGUUUUACUUUGAAGAUUAUCAAAUUGAUUCAAACGACACCAUUUUUGGAGGGUUACUAAAGGCUUAUGAAAAACUUGAUAAAUCUAUCAGAGAUGUAUGGCAAAAGUCCCAAAGAAUAAAGGUAAAGUUUGUCUCCAAAUCUGACAAAUUUGAAGAAACACAGGGGGACGAAAAAGAAAGUAUUAGCAGAAUGAAGUCUUCAACUCCCGCGGACCAUGACGACCCAGCACUUGAUAUACUCAAAAUAUUAAAGUUCCUGCACAACUGUUCAAUAAGUGCCGAAAAUUUUGUGAACACAAAAUUAAGCUCUAAACUAGCCAGACAAUUGGACGAACCUUUGAUUGUUUUAAGUAUUCGUCUACCCGAAUGGGCUACUCUGCUAACUAAAGAAUUCUCCUUUUUAUUUCCUUUUGAAACUAGAAUGUUUGCUCUUCAGUGCAUUUCUUUUGAUCAAGGUAGAUUAAUCCAAUUAUGGAAGUCCAGAGUUGAUUCUUCAAGCAAAAUUAACACUGACGAGCAAUUAGAACACUUGGGUAGAGUUGUUAGACAUAAACUGAGAAUCCCUAGAAAAGACAUGUUCUCAACUGGUGUCAAGGUUCUGAAGAGGUUUGGUGGUGAUUCUACAGUUAUGGAAGUUGAGUAUAUUGAUGAGGUUGGAACUGGCCUUGGACCAACGCUGGAAUUUUAUGCUAUCAUAUCAAAAGAAUUUGCUCGCAAGUCAUUGAACAUGUGGCACUGCCUAGAUGAUAACAUGAAGCACGUUGCUGACGGUACUCCAAAUGAUAAUACAAUGUCUGAGGUUUACGUGCUAAACCCACUAUUUCCAGCACCAAUGAUACCCGAAGAAAAAAAAAGAGAUGAAGUUUUAGAUUUAUUCAAUCAAUUGGGUGUAUUUGUUGCUCGUUCGCUGUAUGAUAAUAGAAUUCUGGAUUUCCGUUUCAACCCUGUAUUUUUUAUGUUAUGCCAUGCAAUUACCAAAAAUGAAGGUCUAAGCACAUUGACGUUGGAUUCAGAUCAAGUAUACCAGCAAUUGUCAAUAUUAGCCAACAUAGACUCCCAAUUGGCAGCUUCUUUGAGGUACAUAUACAACAACAGAACAAAUACUCCUUUAAUAAAAUCUCUGUCACUUACGUUUACGUUACCGGGGUAUAACUUCGAAUUAGUUGAACAUGGUAAUGAUCAUGCUGUUGAUGAUUUGACGUCUGUUGAAAAAUAUAUUUCAUUGGUAUUAGAUAUGUUUCUGGGCACUGGUAUUGCUCCACAGUUGAAUAGUUUUAUUGAUGGAUUUUCGAGGCUAUUUCCUUACAAAAAUAUGCUUUUAUUUUCCCCGAAUGAAAUAGCUGAUCUGUUUGGAAGGGUCGAAGAAGACUGGUCACCAGAGACAUUAUUCACUUAUUUAGUUGCUGAUCAUGGCUAUACCAUGGAUUCCCCAACUAUAAGGGAUUUAAUAUCCAUUAUAUCAACUUUUGACAAUCAAGAAAAGCGUAUGUUCCUGCAAUUUUUAACGGGCUCUCCUAAACUACCUUUGGGUGGAUUCAAAUCUUUGAAGCCUAAAUUAACGGUUGUUUUAAAACAUGCAGAAGAUGGUCUACAACCGGACGAUUACUUACCCAGUGUUAUGACAUGUGCAAACUACUUAAAACUUCCAAAAUACUCAAGUAGAGAAGUUAUGAGACAACAAAUCUUGACAGCAAUGACUGAAGGUGCAGAUUCAUUCCAAUUAUCAUAA
Molecule: messenger RNA, 4431 nt
Organism: Nakaseomyces glabratus
Lineage: Eukaryota; Fungi; Ascomycota; Saccharomycetes; Saccharomycetales; Saccharomycetaceae
Gene: UFD4
Product: putative ubiquitin-protein ligase UFD4
Biological process (GO): protein polyubiquitination; proteasome-mediated ubiquitin-dependent protein catabolic process
Cellular component (GO): nuclear speck
Molecular function (GO): ubiquitin protein ligase activity
Source: RefSeq, a predicted model, not a curated record